Molecule: messenger RNA, 1939 nt
Organism: Cornus florida
Lineage: Eukaryota; Viridiplantae; Streptophyta; Magnoliopsida; Cornales; Cornaceae
Product: protein NRT1/ PTR FAMILY 5.4
Exons: 4
Coding region: 91-1803 (570 amino acids)
Biological process (GO): dipeptide transport; transmembrane transport
Cellular component (GO): membrane
Molecular function (GO): tripeptide transmembrane transporter activity; dipeptide transmembrane transporter activity
Source: RefSeq, a predicted model, not a curated record
UGUAAAUUACUCUCUAUAUAUAGAAGCGACCCAUUACCCAAUAUCAAACUUUCACUUAACCCUCUCUAAUAUCUUUCUCCUCAAGCCUCCAUGGAUAACUCAGUAGCUCCAAUCAUGAGUGUUAAUGGACACCAAAACAUCCCAAAUAAUUCCGCCAAAAGAAAACCCUUAAAGGGAGGCUGGAAAGCUGCCAUUUUCAUCAUCUUUGUGGAAGUAGCAGAGCGGUUCGCGUACUACGGAGUCUCCGGCAACCUCAUCUCCUACCUCACGAAUGUUCUCGGACAGCCCACCGCCACGGCUGCCAAGAAUGUCAAUGUGUGGCAAGGCGUGUCUGCAAUCUUUCCAUUGCUUGGUGCCUUUGUUGCUGAUUCAUACCUUGGCAGAUUCAAGACAAUACUUGUGUCCUCCAUUAUAUAUUUCAUGGGACUGGUUCUGCUAACUCUAUCAGUCUCAGCAAUCUCAUUGCACCACCGCCGCGCGGUUUUCUUCCUAGCCCUGUACAUACUGACCAUAGGCGAAGGCGGGCACAAGCCAUGCGUGCAGACAUUCGCGGCGGACCAAUUCGACGAGGCUCUCCCGGAGGAGAAGAAGGCGAAGAGCUCAUUCUUCAACUGGUGGUACUUGGGUAUAGUGUGUGGUGCAACCACGGCAGUGCUGGUAGUGAUUUACGUGCAAGAUUAUAUUGGGUGGGCCAUUGGGUUUGGAAUGCUGGCGGUGGCCGUGGCCGCGGCGCUUGGGCUGUUUCUGAUCGGGAGGAGGACGUAUCGGAGGCAAGCUCCGAUUGGUAGCCCGUUUACUAGGGUGGCUCAGGUGGUGGUCGCCGCUGUGAGGAAGCGGCGCGUGUCUGAGACGCGCGGUGGUCUGGGUGUUUGUUAUGAUGAUGGGAGUGUUGGGACAGAAGUUGAGGGACAAAGUAGGGUGUGGACUUUGGCUCGGACCAAUCAGUUCAGAUUUCUGGACAAGGCAACGAUCAUCGACGACAAAGAUGCAUCAAGCGAAACAAAGAACCACUGGAGGCUAUGCUCAGUCAACCAAGUGGAGGAAGUGAAGCUCAUCCUCCGUCUAGUCCCCAUUUGGCUAGGUUGCUUGACGUUCACCAUUGUCAUUGCCCAACUCGGCACCUACUUCACAAAACAAGGCAGCACCAUGAUCAGAUCAAUUGGAUCCUUCCAUUUCCCUGCAGCCUCACUUCAAGUGGUCCCCGGCUUCACAAUCCUCACCGCGGUCCCAAUCUAUGACCGGAUCCUAGUCCCAGCAGCCCGGAACAUCACAGGGCACCACUCUGGCAUCACAAUGCUGCAGAGGAUGGGAAUAGGGUUUUUCCUAUCCGUGCUCACAAUGGUGGUAUCAGCUUUAGUAGAGGCCAAAAGGGUCAGCGUUGCAGCAGACCACGGCCUCAUUGAUGCCCCAAAAUCGACAGUCCCAAUGAGGGUGUGGUGGUUGCUCCCACAAUACAUGCUCUGUGGGCUUUCUGAUGUGUUCACGGUGGUUGGAAUGCAGGAGCUGUUCUACGAUCAAAUGCCGGAGCAGAUGAGGAGCAUGGGGGCUGCAGCAUAUAUUAGUAGUGUAGGAAUGGGGAGCUUCUUGAGCAGUGCUGUGAUAUCUAUUGUGCAGGCCAUUAGCUCAAGGUUUGGUAAUGAGUGGCUUGGUGACAAUCUUAAUAGGGCACAUCUUCAUUGCUUUUAUUGGGUGCUGGCAGGGUUGAGUGCUGUGAAUUUGUGUGUGUAUCUAUGUGUUGCUAAGAGGUUUGUGUACAAGAAAAUUGAAUGGGAUGGUCCAACUGAAGAGAAAGAGUUAAUGUGAAAUUAGUAGUAUAUGUAUGUGUAGUGAGUCAAUACCUUGGUCACAAACUCUGUUAAAUCAAUAGAUGUUUAUGUAGAUGUCCUCUCUUUCAAGGGUCAGUGACUUUUGUUAAAAUCAAAAUGGCUGUUCCAACUUU